This is a messenger RNA of Tachysurus vachellii, 1139 nucleotides long. It is a transcript of the gene cmss1, whose product is annotated as cms1 ribosomal small subunit homolog. Lineage: Eukaryota; Metazoa; Chordata; Actinopteri; Siluriformes; Bagridae. The record is from RefSeq and is a predicted model, not a curated record. Bases 36 to 956 code for a protein of 306 amino acids. The transcript is spliced from 9 exons. Gene Ontology annotation, cellular component: nucleus; 90S preribosome.
CGCUUUGUCGUGUCGAAAAUGCGGCUCUGGAGGUGAUGUUAUGUUUACGUGAAGCCAUGGGAGACGACCUGGGAGACGAAUGGUGGGAUCAAGGAGAAGAUUUAGGUGACUCAGGUGGGGAGGAUGCACAUGACACACACGACACAUACGACUCUCACGACGCUCAGGCAGCAGUAGAAGAACCUAAUAAGAAAGUAGCCAAGAAAAGAAAACUUCAAACCCAGGAGCCGGACAAAGUGACGAAAAAGAAGACGGUAUUGAAAGAAUGUGGUGGUGUGAAAAAGAAACCACAGCCAGAAGAUAAAAAAGAUCCCCAAAAGCCCAAGAGACGACGAAAGAAGAAGACCAUCACAGACGUGUUGGCGACGUCUGAGCCCGCACCCGGCUCUCCGGCUGACCUGAGGAGCCUGCUGAUGAGCCACUUCAGCAACACGCGGUCUGUUAUCGAACAGGAGGAGCUGGAGCUGCCGGAGUCGUGUUUCCUGACAAGUAACGACCUCACACACAGCUUGUCGUCCUACCUCAAAGAAGUUUGUCCCAAGUGGGCUAAAGUACAGAAGCAGCACACGCAGAAGGGUUCGGUCGUCCUGCUCAUCGUCUGUAGCUCCGCCCUGAGAACCAUCGAGCUCAUCAAGCAGUUGACUACGUUUAAGGGCGACGCUAAAGUGCUAAAGCUCUUCGCCAAACACAUCAAAGCCGAGGAUCAGGUGAAGCUGCUGAGUAAAAGUGUGGCUCACGUCGGUGUGGGUACUCCUGGCAGACUGAACACCCUGAUCGAGAAAGAGGGAUUGAGUCUGCAGGGCUUGAGAUAUCUCGUCCUCGACUGGAACUGCAGAGACCAAAAACACAGGCGGAUGGUGGACAUACCAGAGGUAAAAGCAGAAUUUGUAAAACUUAUGGAGUCUGGCAUCAUUAAGAAGUGUCAGGAAGGAGGCAUUAAAAUCGGACUCUUCUGACUGCACACUGCGUCUCAUUUCCUCUCUACCAUGUCCUCACAAAUACACCUCUGAAAUGUGUUUGUUUUUAUUAUUUAUAUAAAGCUUUGUUCUAUAUUUUUAAGCUCUGUAAAACCCAGCUGUGUCUACUAUAGAAGCACACACUCCACUGGAGAGAUCUAAAAAUAAACUCAUCUGUUUGGA